This is a messenger RNA of Dissoconium aciculare CBS 342.82, 530 nucleotides long. RefSeq names its product ubiquinol-cytochrome c reductase complex ubiquinone-binding protein. The transcript is spliced from 4 exons. Gene Ontology annotation, biological process: mitochondrial electron transport, ubiquinol to cytochrome c. NCBI's taxonomy places the organism in Eukaryota, Fungi, Ascomycota, Dothideomycetes, Mycosphaerellales, Dissoconiaceae. Bases 46 to 345 code for a protein of 99 amino acids. The record is from RefSeq and is a predicted model, not a curated record.
CUCGAAGCAGUCAAGACCUGACGAGUCAAAUUCUCUCGACUCAAAAUGGAAUACAACCAGAAUGUCCCAAAAGAAAAAUUCGCCGUCUGGUCCUGGGGGCACAAAAGACUACCGGCGCAGAAAGGUGUUGUCUCCUAUCAGAUUGCUCCGAACCGCGUUAGUCAAGAGACGAUUCUCUAUAACAAGGGCGGUGUGUUCAACAUGAUCCGGAGGUCCCGAAAUCAAUUCCUCUACGUCGUGCCUCCCUUCGUUGCGGCGUACUUUCUAAUGAGUUGGGCUGAAGAAAGGAAUCAUUACCUCAAUUCUAAAGAAGGUAGAGCGUUAUUUGGAGACGAUGCUGAGUGAGGACUUCGGGAAAUGUAAAAUACCGCCAGAUGAUUUAGAUCGUCGACUUGCUCGAAGUGUUCCAUUUGUGCUUCUUUCUAGACUAUAUGCAUAAAAGAAGCUACAGUGCGUUAAAUCCCUCGAGGGAUUGUACAGCUGUCUUAAACCUCAAAUUGAAUGAAUAUGCGAGUUCUGAGUAUGCAACA